Caenorhabditis bovis is the source of this 816-nucleotide messenger RNA. Lineage: Eukaryota; Metazoa; Nematoda; Chromadorea; Rhabditida; Rhabditidae. The record is from the annotation of a GenBank genome assembly.
AUGGGACUCCCUCGCGGCACCCGACGAAUGAUCUACGCGACUGAGCCCUACUCCGAAUUGGGAUUGUUCUUGACAAAAAUCCACGAAGAGCGAAAAACAGCGGAAAUUGUGACAACAAUCAACUUCAAAGAAGUCGAUUUGGCGAGCCGGCCGACAGCGAUCAUCGAAGCUCCUCCGGUGCCCUUCGAGCUCGAUUACACGUUCAAUUCGCUCACCGAUCCUUCUCGAAAAAACUUCAAAGUGAUUUCAAGACAAGGCGGAUAUGUUGGCGUGUGUAAAGAAGCGCUCUUUCUGGCUUCCCAUUAUUUCCGGAAUCGGCUGACCGCGUUUAUGACAGAAUACACCGAAGAGAUUGGAACAGUACAAGCAAUUGAGACGGCGUUGACUCAUCUGAUAACCGGAUGCUACAAACCGCCAUCAAAAAUGACGCCUUCACUCGCUUCUGAUAUUAUUCAACUAGCUCAAACUUAUCGAUCGAAUGACUUGAAUGCUCUUAAAAAUUCCAUUGAAAGGCAUUGUCAUGAAGAAUUGAGUAAUAAUACUGAAGAUUUGAAUUUUGUCGUUCGAUUGCUGAUCACCGCGAAUGACGGCGGACUGGCAGGACUUCAAAACGCGUGUGUCGGAUGCAUCAUCACGUUCCAUUUUCAGCAAUUCCUCACCGAUUACCUUCUCGGAAAUCACUCAUUACGAGAACGUUUGACAAUUCGGCAAGGAAUUGCCCGUCCAGCACUAGGAGUGAUUGUUAAAAAAGCAUUUGUACAACAAUUGCAAGUUCGACGAUUCAUUCGACAAAUUCCAACGAAUCUCGACGAAUAA